Messenger RNA from Maylandia zebra (zebra mbuna), 1197 nucleotides. Lineage: Eukaryota; Metazoa; Chordata; Actinopteri; Cichliformes; Cichlidae. The record is from RefSeq and is a predicted model, not a curated record.
ACCAGAGGCCUCCAUGUGUCAUUUGAAUCAUAUAAAAGGAGUGGCAACACAAAAGGAGUUUAUUUUAUGACAAAGAGAUGAGAGCAGAGCAAAGGAAGAAUCUGACCUAAAAGGCACCAUGAACAACACAGCAAACCUGACCUCUCAUCAAGAUUUGUGGCGCAAUGUGACGGUUGGAAACACCACCUGGGUUUACCGUCCUGCUGUGAACUCUGCUCUUAAUGAUGCCAUUUCAGUAGUGAUUAUAAUCAUAAUCAUCAUCAACAUGGUUUCACUUGGAUGCACCAUGGAGGUGUCUAAGAUCAAGUAUCACCUCAUGAAACCUAAGGGGGUGGCUAUUGCAGUUGUGUCCCAGUAUGUGAUCAUGCCUCUUACAGCCUUUUGCUUGGCUAAGGGGUUCCAGUUGAGUGAUAUAACAGCUGUGGUUGUUCUGGUCUGUGGCUGCUGUCCUGGAGGAACUAACUCCAACACAUUGACUCUGGCACUAAAGGGGGACAUGAACCUCAGCAUCGUGAUGACUUCCUGCUCCACGUUGUUGGCUAUGGGUAUGAUGCCUCUCCUGCUCUACAUCUACUGCCAGGGUUUCCCCAGCGUGCGGAACGCUGUCCCGUAUGUUCAAAUCAUCUUAUCGUUGGUCUUGACCCUUGUCCCGUGUGGCAUCGGCAUCCUCAUCAACACCUACAGGCCGCAGUAUUCAAAGAGGGUCACAAAGGUAGGCAUCAUUAUCUUCCUUAUUUUUAAUGUGGUGACCUUGACCUUAGCUAUUAUUGCAAACGGACGCUACAUCCUGACUGUGCUGUCUCCUUCACUCUUGGCCAUCGCUGGUCUCAUGCCUUUGAUAGGCUACUGCUUUGGAUAUGUCUUCUCUGCGAUCUUCAGACUCAACCAAAGGGAGCGGAGGACCGUUUACAUGGAAACAGGCUGUCAGAAUACUGCGCUGUGCUCCACCAUAUUGAAGAGCCUUACCAGCCUGCGGCCACUGGAGAGGAUCUGAAAGAGUCUGAUGUGUGAUGUCAAUUACCACUCAUAUAUUUCUCUAUUAGCAUGCAUUGUUAUACUAAAGGGGAUCCAGACGAAGGAAACAAAAUCCUACAGCUUACUGAACAAACAGAAAAAUGUGCAACUGUAUUUCUUGAUUAUUAUACGAUAUGAAACCUGUUAAUGUUUCAGUAACUUCAGUUACAAAGCACCAGUGAA